CUUUUGUCGGAUUAUGAUCAAUUAUUAAUGACUGAAGCCGCAAUUCGAGGGGGUCUCACACAAGCAAGUAUGCGAUAUGCUCAGGCGAACAACAACAAGGUUCCCGAUUAUGACUCCACAAAGCCAGAUUCGUGGAUUGCAUACCUGGACGCAACAAAUCUGUUUGUACUGUUUUUUUUUUUUUUUUUUUACAUAAAACAUUGUUACAACAUUGUUUUUUUUUUUUUUUUUAGCUACGGUUGGGCUAUGAGUAAAUAUAUGCCAAAGGACGGAUUUUCAUGGUAUGAGGGCAAUCUAGAUGUUGAAAAUAUUUUAAAAUUGUUGGAAAGUUCAAACGAAAAAUCAAACAUUGGAUUCUCGUUAGAAGUUGACAUAUUAUAUCCUCAAUCGUUGCAUGACGAGCAUAACGAGUUACCGUAUCUUCCAGAGAGGAUGGUUCCCCCUGGAUCAAAAAUAAAAAAAACUCAUUGCCAAUUUACAACAUAAAAAAAAAUAUGUUGUUCAUUAUAUGGCAUUGAAACAAGCUCUCAAAGCGGGAUUAAUACUGGAAAAGGUAAUAAUUGUUUACAGUUAUUUAUUAUUAAAAAUUGUUUGAAUUAAUUUUUUUUGUUUAGGUGCAUCGAGUUUUAAAAUUUAAUCAAUCACCAUGGCUUCAAAAAUAUAUUGAGUUGAAUACUAAAAUGAGAAUGAACGCAUUAAAUGAUUUUGAGAGAGAUUUUUUUAAAUUAAUGAACAAUGCAGUAUUUGGUAUGUGUUUUUUUUUUUUUUUUUUUUUUUUAUCAUACCUUUUUCUUAAAUUUGUCUUAACUUUACAGGGAAGACUAUGGAAAAUGUAAGAAAUAGAUUAAAAAUGAAACUCGUUUCGGAUGAAAAAACGUGUUCUAAGUUAAUUAACCGAAAUACGUUUAAGGACAUUACAAUUUAUAACGAAAACCUAGCGGUAAUACAUUUGGAUAUAGAUGAAUUGAAAUUUGAUAAACCAAUAUACGUAGGGAUGGCGAUUUUGGAUAUAUCAAAGACAUUAAUUUAUGAUUUUCAUUAUAACUCUAUGGUUAAAAGUUAUAGUUCAAAUAUUCAACUGAUGUAUACGGAUACAGGUACAUAUUAUAUACAUAUAUUACAUAAAGGUUUAUUAACUAAUAAAUAAUUUUUUUUUUUUUUUUUUUUUUCAGAUUCAUUGAUAUAUUAUAUAAAGACAUCUGAUUUCUACGCUGAUUUGUUGAAUAACCCUGAUCUUUUAAAUCGUAUGGAUACUUCAAACUUACCGAUCAAUCAUCCAUGCUAUUGUAUCGACAGGAAGAAAUUACCUGGGACUUUCACUGACGAAGCGAAUGGAAAAGCUAUCACAGAGUUUGUUGCACUACGAUCUAAAUCAUAUGCAUAUAAUCUAUCGGGUGUAGAAAAAAUUAAAGCGAAAGGUGUCAGAGGUCAUGUCGUUAAAAAUCAUAUGAGUUUAGCAGAUCAUAAACAAUGUUUAUUUUUCAACGGCACAACGGUUGAUAGUGAUACUGGUAGAGGCAUAGCUAUAAAACAAUUCGAGUUGUUUAAAUCUACAGGUCACACGCCUUCAACAAAACAGUAUACACCGUUUCGAGUAAACAUAUCACUAAGAUCUUUUAAACAUCAGAUGAAAUCAAUUUCAACAGUUAAAUUAGCUUUAAACCGAUCGGACGAUAAGAGGAUAGUCCUAGAAAACCAAAUUAAUACCUUGGCUCAUGGACAUUACAGUUUAGAGUGAGUUGAGAUAAAUAGAUAUUAUCAUUCUUUAUAUAAUAAUAAUCUAAUUAUAUCUAUGUUGCAGUCAAGAAGAGGAGCA
Messenger RNA from Aphis gossypii (cotton aphid), 1816 nucleotides. RefSeq lists its product as uncharacterized. Lineage: Eukaryota; Metazoa; Arthropoda; Insecta; Hemiptera; Aphididae. The record is from RefSeq and is a predicted model, not a curated record. The transcript has a single exon. Bases 1247 to 1738 code for a protein of 163 amino acids.